This is a messenger RNA of Macrosteles quadrilineatus (aster leafhopper), 8277 nucleotides long. RefSeq names its product mediator of RNA polymerase II transcription subunit 12-like. The record is from RefSeq and is a predicted model, not a curated record. Lineage: Eukaryota; Metazoa; Arthropoda; Insecta; Hemiptera; Cicadellidae. The transcript has 45 exons. Gene Ontology annotation, molecular function: transcription coactivator activity. The coding region runs from base 282 to 6866 and encodes 2194 amino acids. Gene Ontology annotation, biological process: regulation of transcription by RNA polymerase II. Gene Ontology annotation, cellular component: mediator complex.
UUGUCAGAAUCAGAAAACUAUAAAACAUAUUAUUUAUAUUUUAUUUUUGUAAAUUGUAUUCUGCAAUUGGUUGCUUAAAUAUUUGAUUUUUAUGAAAAUGAAUUGAUUAAGCGGAAACAAAUUUGUUUUAUGUUAAUAGUUAAAAUGUGGCCGUUUUCUUUAAAAUAACAUGAUAGGAGUGCAAAAUGUUAGGUAUACAGAGUACCUAGGAUAAGGAAUCUAAUCUAACCUUUAUCUAAUCUAAUUUACUUUGAAUCAAGCAUAACAGCUAGCCAUUCAGAAUGAUGGGGUUUUCGUAUGAAAAACGUUAUUUAAAACGCCCAAGAUUGGGACCACCGGACGUUUAUCCCCAGGAACCAAGACAAAAAGAGGAUGAGUUAACCACUGUAAAUGUAAAACAUGGGUUUACAAUAGUCCCCCAGCUACCGGAUGAAUUUGGUACUGCACGGAACUGCAAUAUAACAGCACAAAAGGUUGGACAGUUCUUCAAUGCAAUUUUGGGCAAGAAAGAGGAACUGAACACACUGCCUGAUCCGGGCAGAAAAAGACAACAAAUCAACCCCAAAGACAACUUCUGGCCAGCCACUAACAGAUCUAAAGCUGCCAUCGAAGCAUGGUUCAAAGACUUGGCUGGAAGUAAACCAUUACUGAGCUUGUCAAAAAAGGCUCCUAAUUUCAACAAGAAGGAGGAGAUCUUCCCAUUGUUGUGCGAGUACCAGGUUCCGAUGACGCGGGCUGCGUGGUUCAUUAAACUGAGCUCUGCAUACACUGUCGCCAUAUCUGAGGCCAAGAUCAAGAAACGCCAGAUGCCAGAUCCUACCCAAGAAUGGACGGGUACACUGUUGAAGUACAUGAAAGAACAGCUUUGCAAACCUCUAACAGACUACUACACAAGCACCACCGCCACUACGAUGAAUGAUGAACAGAAAUUAUCCCUGAGGCAGUGGCAGUACUGUGCCAACCUAGUUAAACACAUGUAUCAGGAGGGUUUGCUAGAGCGUCAGGAGACUAUUCAGUGGAUCCUGGAGUUGUUAGAGCGGCCGCUGAGGUCAACUUCCUCAUCUGAGGACGGACUGUUCCGGUUGUUUCUGCCACUUGCUCUACAAUACAUGGAGGAGUUUGUACAAUCAGAACUGCUCUCUCGAAAACUCUCCUACCUGUGUGCUCGAAAGGUAUCACAGCUAUGCAGUGGAGAGCCUCAAAGUGGUGGUGGGGUUUCACCAAACUCCCCCGCCAUCCAUAACACCCCCACCAGCGGGGGCAACAGUCAAGGCACGGCUGGUCAGCAGCAGACUAGUAACAGCCUGGUGGCAGCGCAAGGUGGAGCCAAUGCUGCCAACACUCUCACAGUCAUGUUCAAUGAGUAUUUGAGUUGUCCACACCAUCGAGAUCUGAUACUUGGACUGAGCGCUAUCAUUCAGGUUGUGACACUGGAAUGCCCGACUGCACUGGUGUGGAACUGUAUCGGGGAGGGAAAGUCUUCCUCUGUCUUAAAUGGUUCUGCUCUUGACCACCUUCCUUGUUCUCCGGCUGCGCUACCGAUGCCUCAACGGACCACCAACCCUCAUGUCAGGAACCAGCUGAAGUUGGGAGAGGAGUUGAUCAAACAGCGUAGUCAGGCAGCAGAAGGUCGUUGGUCAUGUGACAAGUGGCAGCAGUCGUCUGCUGGGGUGACUACAGUGAAGGUGUUGAAUGCGUUGGAUGCGCUAGAUCGUCACAGCUUUGAAAGAGUGGACGGCAGCAACUCCUUGGACACUCUAUACUCCAAGAUCUUCCCUGUCGCGAACAACACCAAGGAUAAGGACAACAACCAGGAGGAGGCCAGGGUGCAAUAUUCGGUAUCUCAAGACAAGGCAGUCGUAGACAUCCUGUGUCAAUGGGCAGUCAGUGGAAUGAGGUACGGAGAGCACAGAGCCAUGGCGGUUGCCAAGCUGCUUGAGAAGCGCCAGGCGGAGGUGACCAGUGGGGCCAGCAACGGAGAGUCAGACACUGGAGAUGACAAAGACUCCACGGCCUCUGUACCUACAGGUCUGCCAGUGUUCCAAACCCUGCUCAUGCGGUUCUUGGACCACGACGCACCUGUGCUGGACGAGAAUCCCAGUAAUGCCAACCGCACCAUGUUUACCAACCUCGUUCAUCUGUUUGCUGAACUGAUACGUCACGAUGUGUUCUCCCACGAUGCGUACAUGUGCACUCUCAUAUCCCGCGGUGAUCUCAAUGUGGCCACGCCGCCUGCGGGAGGAACAACGCCACACCCUGCCAGCAACAAGCCAGCAGCAACUCCCAUGGAGGAUGACUCAGGUCUGUUUGACAUCAAGCCCAAGAUGGAACCUCCUAGUAGAGCCAUGGACUACGAUGACAGCAAGAUAGACGAUGAUCUGGACAAACUGCUGCAGCAUAUCAAGGAGGAGCAGCAGAACUCUAUGGAUGCCCCUGACUCUCCGAAGGAUGACCCAGGCAGCCUUGUGCCUGGAGGCAUCAACAACGUGAACCCUCUGGAGGCGGAGUCAGGGGCCUCUGUAGAUGCCAAGGGACGACCUUCCAGACACCUGCUGUACACUACUCACUUCCCUCUACCACAGGAUGAAAGUAGCAGUCACGACUGUAACCAGAGACAUGUUCUCUUGUACGGAGUGAACAAACUGCGAGACGAGGCUCGUCACACUGUCAAGCGCAUCAGCAAAGACAUCUGCAAACUGUUCAGCAAGAAGUUCAGCAUAGAUGUUGCUGAGGGUGGAAAAGUAAAGAAACAUUCUCGUAACGAGUUCAACUUUGAAGCGACGACAGCUCGUGUUCAAGCACUGUCAUACUUUGACCAACAUGUUGUCACCUGGCAGUGCAGUGUUACCGUGUUGGAGAUGAUCAACACUUUUGCUUCUGGAAACUCCAACUAUUUGCCAGUCCAAGAACAUGUAGCGUUCUUGUUUGACUUAAUGGAGCUGGCUCUCAACAUAGAUGGACUCAUAGAUGUAUGCAUACAGAUAUUGAAGGAAGUACCGGAGGUAGAGGCUCAACUGACAGCCAAAGGCUCCAACCUGGUGCGUAUCUACACUCCGUCCCUCGUACUGUACGUGGUGGGUGUGCUAAGGAGAUACCACUGCUGUCUGCUGUUGUCGUCAGAGCAGACUGUGGCUGUGUUUGAGGCUCUGUGUCGUGUUGUCAAACAUGUGUCCAACCCUGGGGACUGCUCCAGUGUAGAACGCUGUGUGUUGUCACAUCUCUAUGACCUGUACUCGACCUGCUCUCUACUCAAGUCACGUCCUCACGGAGGCGAACCCUUCAGCAACGCCUACCCCAAGAUACGGGCGGCCUUGUACACGUCACUGCAGCCCACCCCCUCCAACCACGCAUGCACUGGCUUCCUCACAGACGUCAUCGAAAAUAUUAGACGGCCUGUGAGGAUAGAGCCGAGCUGGGUGCGUCAGUUGUCAGAGUCGGCCAGCAACCGCUACAGUUUCGUCUGCAACGCUGUCAUUGCAGUGUGCAACGAGACUGACCUGGAUAGGCUCAAUGACCUCGGACACUUGUGUGCGGAACUGACUGCAUCUUGCAACUCAUUGUCACCCGAGUGGCUCGGUGUUCUGAUGGCACUGUGCUACUCGUCCAGUCACAGUUCCUAUUUCAUGUACGUUCUCUCUCGUGUGGACAUCCAUGAUCUCUCCAUACACAACUCUUUGGCUGUGUUUACUUCCAUUCUAAUAGCUCGCCAUUGUUUUUCACUUGAAGAUUUUGUGGUGCAUGUUGCGCUUCCUUCUCUUCUGACAUUGUGCAAAGAAAGUAGAGGAGACACAGAUAUGGAUACAGAGGCUGGAGCCCGAUUGACUUGUCACUUAUUGUUGAGGCUCUUCAAGACCAUAGAGGUGCCUCAGCCUGCUCUCUACUCUGUCGGCACUUCACCACACCCUGUACCGAGCAACUCUAUGUACAACAUCAAGCUGAGCUGUGACAGACAUCUGCUAGCAGCUGCACACAACAACAUCCAGGUCGGCCCCGUGCUGGCAGUGCUCAAGGCUAUCCUAGUUGUGGGAGAUGCUACUGCCAAGCGAACUACAGGCUCUCUGUCUAAGAAGUCAGACAGUCAGGCGGGCGGGGGAGCAGUGGGGGGAGUGAAGAGUGAGUUGAGUAUCAGCCAUAUCCUCGGCACCAGCGACAUGGGCGGCGAGCUGCUCAUGGACCUCGGUGCCAGUGGAGGAGCUGAGGGUACGACACACAGCUUGUCAGACCUGGCACAGCUGGUGCUGAGAGAGAUCUGCAGUCAGGAGUGGGUGUUGGAGAGAUGUCUUCAGAACCCUGAGGAGUUGUGUACCCAGGACAUGUUACUGGACAGCAUGUUGUCUCCCAAACAAGCACAAAGACUUUUACAUAUGAUCUGUUAUCCUGAGUCAACAGCAUCCUCAGAAAUAAACCUGGAUCACAAGUCAAUCAUAACCAACAUUUUAGAGAACCUUGAUCUAUGGACUCUGAGGAUGUCUUGGCUGGACAUGCAAUUGAUGUACAAACAGCUGACCAGUGGCUCUCAGGAACUCAACCAGUGGCUUGACACUGUGGCCAAGGCAGCAAUUGAUGUCUUCCAGCUGACUGCUGCCAGCAGCAACACUGAGGGUGACAGUGAUAAAAAAUCCAAGUCGCAAAGUAUGUGGCUCGUAGCUCCACUCAUAUCCAAGUUACCCAGUGCUGUGCAAGGGAGAGUGCUUAAAGUUGCUGGUCAGGUGCUAGAGAGUGGCAGCUGGGGCAGCAGCAGUCAGUCUAGCGGCACACCUAGCAGUCGCAGCAAGGAGUCAUCUCGCACUCCACAGCACACCCCUCCCUCCCGGCCAUCACACCCACCCACCCCCUCGCUGUCACACCACCAGCCGUUCCUGUCACUGGUACUAACUUGUCUCAAGGGACAGGACGACCAGAGAGAGGGGCUGCUUACCUCGCUGCACUCCCAGCUCAGCCAGUGUCUGUCGAUGAGCAAAGAUGAGAAGAGUCGGGACGACUCGCCCAAAGGACGGGCCCAGAUGCAGGACGCACUGCUGUUGAGGUUCAGCCUGGUAGGGGGAAUGUUUGACACUAUACAACGGAACACUAACCUGACCACGGACUGGGCUAUACUGCUGGUCCAACUUAUCACACACGGCGUCAUAGACCUCAACAACAAUGCGGAGUUGUUUAGCACUGUGAUAGACAUGUUGGCCACUCUCAUCCACUCCACGCUGGUGUCCGACUCUCAGUCUGACAAGGGCGAGGAGAACAGGAGACAUUACCAGAACCUCAUGCGCAAACUCAAAAAGGAGGUGGGUGACAAGUCGUCGCCAUCUAUACAACAUCUACGUCAGCUGUUGCCACUGCCCAAGCAGGUGUGUGAGGUGAUCGCCUGUUCUCCACACGGCCUGCUCACUGACAUGAAGGGCAACAAGAUAGCCUUUGACUGCACUGACAAGAUAACUGGCCUGCAAGUAUCAGAGAAGCAGAGAGUUCCGCCGUGGGAUCUGUUGGAAGGACACAAGAACCCUGCGCCAUUGUCCUGGUCAUGGUUUGGAGCUGUCAGGAUCGAGCGUAAACCUCUCUGGUAUGAGGAGAACCACAGACUGUUGCGCUACCACACUCACUCACUAGUCAAGUCUUCUUCAUACUUCCUGGAACCCUUGCCUCUCCCACCAGAAGACCUGGACCCACCUCCGGACAAACCUUGUGGAUGUGUGUACUGCGGUCAGAUGAAGGCGGGGAUGGCAGGAGGCAUGGUGGGGGCACCGGACACGCCCAACAGUGUGGAGCAGAGUCCUCGAGGUGGCGGGGGCAAGCGGGGUGCCAAGACUGGGGCAACUCAGCGCAAGAGGAAACAAGCCAAGCCUACGCCUCCCGGACACAUGCAGCCUGCACCCAUGCAGCAUGUACAGAAUGUCUACUCAGCCCCAGGGUCACAAGGUACGAUGCAGUACUCUGGAGGCACUGCCACAACACCUCAGGGCAGCAUGUACCCCUGCCAGCCAGGGCCCCCGGGCCCGGGGCCUCAGUGGGGCAACUAUGGAGCUCCUCAACAACCUGGGCCCCCGCCUCAGCAACAGACCCAGGGGCCCUACUACUCCCAGCAGCUUCCUCCGCAAGUUUCAGUUGGUCCGAGGUUCGAGAGACAGCCUGUAGGACCGACCGCCAAGAACGCACUCAACACGAUGCUGCAACAUCGAGCCUUGCGUCAACCAGUGGCUCAGCAAUACAUGAGCCAAGGGCCACAACCCCAGCCUGGCAUGCCUGCCUUCUCAAACAUGCAGCGCACACAGUUCAUUCAGCGACAACAGAUGCAUGUAGAGCAGCCCCAGCAGGCUGUGUCAGGGAUGUAUCAGCAACAAUCAGCUCCUCAGAUCUACCCAGCCAUGCAGCAGCAAGGUAUGAGUGGAGGUAUGGGACCAGGGUAUGGUCCUGGUGGGCCUGGGUAUGGCCAGCAGCCGCAGAUGCAGCCUAGUACGCAGCAUAUGAUGAGUCAGCAACCGCAGCAAGCCGGGGCUAUGUUCACGCAGCAAAACACUCAGUUUGGCAUGAGGCAAGACUACCAGCAGCAACGCAACAUUCGCCCACCUUACCUGCAGGCGCCUAACGUGACGAUGAACUCUAUGGGUGGACCGCUAAGUCAAACCCAGAAUACUCCUCCCUACCAGCGACCUCAGCAACAGCAGUUCCCUCAACAAAUGACUCAACAACAGCAGCAGCAACAUAGAAUGAGGCAGUUGUUGAUGCAGCAGCAACAGCAGCAGCAGCAACAACAGCAACAACAACAACAUCAGCAACAACAGCAAAGUCAACAACAGCCGGGACUGAUGGCAUUGCACAGACAGAUGUCGAACCAGCCACAGAAUCCUUACUCACAGCAACCUCCUCCAUACUAGUGGAUAUAAAAGAUCUUUGCUUCAAAUCAGCUUGCUACGUUGAAGCAGUUUUGAUUGAUUUCACCCACCGAUCUUGGUUUAAAUAUUUGUUUCUCUCAUCAAUUGUAAUAUUUUCAAUCAUAUGUCUAUAAACUUGGAUUAUUUUUGUUUAGUUUUACCCUUAAUUUACUUUUUUUGUAAGUUAUACAGUCAUAUAUGUGAUUUUGCAUGGAGUCAGGGAUUGCCAAAAGAGGAUAUUAAUUGUAUCCUAUGUUUUAACUGUUUUAACAAAAGCUAAAUGAAUAGUAUUUGCUUAGCUAUUAAAUCGCUAAUGUAACAAAUCUACUUUUGAUUUUACUGACAAUAAAGAAAGAAAUUAAAUUAGCCUAAAUUAAUCUCAACAUUUAUAUUUUUUACUCUAAUUUUAUUUAUAUAGAUAGGGUACUAUGGUUUAUUGUUUUGUUUUUUGUAAAUAUUAAUUAAUUGUAUAAUAAUUGGGACCAAAUAUUUCCUUCGAGUUUUCUUUUCUUAAAAUUCAAUUCUCAUCUAGUAAUUGAUUACAUGAUAAAUAAAUAAAUUAAGGUAGGACAGUGAGUAGAGUUAGCUUUUAUCUUGAAGUCGUAUUUUGUAAUAUAUUUACAAAAUAGUAAUCAGUAUCACUAGUAGUUAUCAGGAUCACCCAGUGAUUUUUCCAUAUUAGUUGAUAAUAUCUUAAUAACAUUUAAUGUGGUGAUGAAUAUUUUGCAUGUAGUUGUCUGUUUAAAAGGGGGAGGGGAAAUCAUUUCUUUACCAGAUAGAUAAUAUGAUAAUAAUCCCAUGUUGUGUUUUUAUUCAUCAAACAAACAACUUCUUGCAUGACUAAAGUCAAACUUUAAAAAGUCAAUGGCUGUGUUGUACUGUAGAGAGUAAUAACAUAUUAUAAAAUAUUUUAUGAACACUCAACUAAUUGUCUUUAUAAAACUAAUUUUAAACAUGAUUAUACAUAAAGAAGCAUGUUUUUAUUACUAUUAUGAGGUAGAUUAUUGUAAAAAGUGUUUUAAAGCGUUGUUUUUUCAUUAUAUCCAAUGAAUCAUGGUUUAAUAUUGCAUGUAUUUAUCAAACCAUAAUUUUUUUGACAGAUCAAAUUUUUUUAGGUUAAGUUUAUCACAGUUGAUUUGUAAUAAUCUUAAUAUUCCAUGCGGAUCAUCAUAACAUAAGAUCCUGAAGAAACUUCAAAAAUUUUACCUGUAAUGAAGAAUAAGUACCUAGUUGUAAUAAAUGAAUAUGGGAUUAACCCUUUCAGUGCUAGGCCAAUAAUUUCUAUUUUGUAAGACUUUUUUGUUUGCCUUUUAAUUCCAUUACCUGUUGUUGAAUUUUAACUGUCAUGUUGUCACUAUUUUAUUAAUUAGGCUAAUUUUGAAUAAUAACACAAUAAGAAAAUAUAUAAGAAAGA